AUGCCUCAAUGUAGUGCGCCAAAUUGUACAAACAGAGGAGCUCAUUUAUUUCCCAAGGACCCAACACGAAGAAAACGUUGGGAAACUGCUCUGCGUAUUAAAAACUUUAGGGCAAGUGAUUCAGCCCGCUUAUGUGCAAUGCAUUUUAAGGAAGAUGAUUAUUUUGGAAAAAGUAGAUAUACAGACAAUGAACCAGUUGCAAAGUUCUUAAAAAAAACUGCAGUACCAACCAUAUUCUGUUUUACUAAAAUAAAACAAGUAACACCAGAAGCGCUUAAACGGCAGGAGCGUUAUGAAAAAAUAAGUCACAGAAAACUGUUUAAAGAUGACAAACAGACAGAACCCGAAACGAGCACAGAAGCAAAAGAACUUGGAACAAGCACAGAAGCAAUAGUGAGCCAUAUUAAUCUAGGUGUAGGGCGAGAAGAAAUAUGUACUACCGAGGACAUUAAAGUACCGGUUCAAAAUACAUACACAAGUCCGGAAUAUUUGUCAAAAAGCACUCAAGUAGAUCAUGAGCAUGUAUAUGGUUCAAUAAACAGGUACAAACUUGAUGACAAAUCUAUACUUUUCUAUACUGGCUUUGAAACAUACAAGAAAUUCCAUUUUGUUUACUCCACACUGAGCCCGAUGGCACCCAAGAUUAGAUACUUUGGCAGCAAUGUAACUAGCUUAUCUACUGAAGACCAAUUUUUCCUCACUCUAAUGAAACUACGGCAGAAUAAAUGUAUAUUUGAACUUAGCAGGUUUUUUAAUAUUAGUGAAACAACUGUGUCAAAUAUAUUCAUAACAUGGAUAAAUUUUAUUCAUCAACUAUGGAGUAGAAUAAAUAUCUGGCCCAGUAAAGAAUUGAUCCAAUACUACAUGCCUCAACAUUUUAAACAAUAUGAUGAAAAUGUUAGAGUUAUAUUAGAUGGAACUGAAAUAGCUGUUCAGAAACCAAAAAAUCCAACUUCUCAGCAAGCUUCGUGGAGUAGUUAUAAACAUGCAAACACUCUUAAAGUGUUAGUAGGAGCAACACCAGGUGGAUUGCUAUCGUAUUGUUCACAAGCAUACGCUGGAUCUAUAAGUGACAGGCAGACAGUUGAACGAAGUGGUCUAGUGUCCAAGUGUGAAAGUGGUGACAGUGUACUAGCAGAUAGAGGAUUUACAGUACAAGACAUGUUUGCAGACAAAAACAUUACUGUAAAGAUACCUACUUUUUUAAAAGGAAAAUCACAGUUACCAGGUUUAACAAUCAUAAAAGAUAGACAACUUGCAAGUAAACGUGUCCAUAUAGAAAGGAUUAUUGGAUUGACAAAAACCUACAAAAUAUUAAAGUCUGAACUUGAUCAUAGUUAUAUUCCAAUAGCAAGUAAAAUAUUUUUUGUAUGCUUUAUGUGUUGCAACUUUCGAGAAUGUAUAAUGAAGAAAAAUAAAUAA
Molecule: messenger RNA, 1422 nt
Organism: Cydia amplana
Lineage: Eukaryota; Metazoa; Arthropoda; Insecta; Lepidoptera; Tortricidae
Exons: 2
Coding region: 1-1422 (473 amino acids)
Source: RefSeq, a predicted model, not a curated record